Chondrus crispus (carragheen) is the source of this 1281-nucleotide messenger RNA. NCBI's taxonomy places the organism in Eukaryota, Rhodophyta, Florideophyceae, Gigartinales, Gigartinaceae. The record is from the annotation of a RefSeq genome assembly.
AUGCAAAGUAUAAGAAUUGAUUCUUCUACGGAUUGGAAAUCUUUACCAUGGACUCAAAUUCAAGAAAAAAUUUUUAUUGUACAACAACAUAUUUAUAAUUAUUCUAAAGAGUGUAAUCAAAAAAAAAUUCAUGAACUUCAAAAUUAUAUACUAAACUCUAGCGACUUAAAAAUUUUUGCAAUUCAAGCAAUAACUGAUGGUAUUGCCAAAUAUUAUAUUAAAUAUAAUCAAGAACAUUAUAAUUUUAAUGAUAAACAUAAAUUUUUAAUAUAUGAAUCUUUAUUUAGAAAUAGUAUCUCAUUUAAAGAUUCUUUUUUCAUUAGUGAACAAAUUAAACAGUACCUUGUUUACCUCUGUUUAAAACCAGAAUGGGAAGCACGAUUUGAACCAACUGAUAGAUUCACUCUUAAUAAUUCUAAACAAUAUUAUUCUUUGUAUCGUUUGAGUAGAUUUAUCUUAAAGAAUAGAGCAGGAAAGUUAAAGAGUUUAAAAAAUUAUUGUUUUACAUCUACAAUAACAACGAAAUGUAUUGAUAUACAAUAUCUAGUAUCUAAAAUACAACCUGUCACAUCUAUAUUUCAUUAUUUACGACAUUGGUUAUCCAAUAGAUAUAUUAUAGACAACUUAAAGAAUAGAAUAUAUUUGAAUAAUACAAUUAAUAAUUUACAUCAACUAUUAUAUCGUAUAAUGUAUUGUGGAUUUGGAUGGUAUAAUAUAACCCUAUUAAAUCAUAAUUCUUUUUAUAUAUUUGCAGACAAUAAUUGUAAUAUUAGAAUCUAUAGUAUAAAUUUUUUAAAUAAGUUAACUUUUAAAAAUAUAAUGAGUAUAGUUAAUUAUAGCCUAGGAAUCAAAUAUUGCCAAUUACAUGUAUGCAACAAAAAAUUGUCAAAAACACUAUAUUUAUUUUCAAAUUAUUUAAUUAAUUACUAUAAAAAAAGUAAAAGUAUUAUAUAUAUUAGUCCAUUUGUUUACAAAUAUUUCAAAAUACAAGUUAGGCAAAUAUUGUAUCAUCAAAAUUCUUUAUAUAAAUGGAGAUUAAAUAAUCAUUUACAGCUAAAAUACAUAUUAAAAAAAAUUAGAAAUGAAAUGAUUAAUUUUUAUUUAUAUUAUUAUCCUUUGAUAAACAAGCGUAAUGUAAGUAGUUUAAUGAUGUCAUUAGAAGAUAUAAUGUUUCGAUGGAUAAAGAAGAAUAAAAAUAAAAUACAUACUUUAACAAUCUACAAAAAAACUAAAUAUCUCUAUUUAAAUCAAUAUAAAGAGUAUAAAUAUUACUAUAGUUAA